UACUGCUGUUGAUGCCGUGCUUUCCCGGUGGUGUUCAGUUAACCAAAGAGCCAAACACUAGGCUGCUUCUCUGUUUCUUUCUGCAACGUUUCACCGCCUUGCAGUUUACUGUUUCCUUGAGGACCCUCAGAGGGCCAGAGCCUGGUGUGUUGGGGCGAGGAAGUUGUAAUUCGGCAAAAUUCGAGAAGCCACGGAGGGUUCCACGCUUUUCGUCCUUAGCUCGGCGUGACCGGCGCGAUUUCUCUGGCCGCCUGGUGGUCUCGAUACUGAGGGCAGCUAUUCAUUGUGAAGAUACUGCUCUCUGCAAUUUGGAAAGAAAGCCUACACUUUUCAGCCUCUCGAACAACUCAACAGGAAAAAAAAAAUGCCUAUUUUUCCCAAAGUAUCUUUAAGACCUGAAGUUGAAAACUAUCUUAAAGAGGGCUUUGUGAAUAAAGAGGUUGUAUCUGGAUCAGGCAAAGAAGAAGCAGAAAACAAGUUUGAAACUCUGUUAAAUCGCCUGUCACAUCCUCCAUCAUUCACAACUGUUAGAGUGAACACACAUUUAGCCACAGUUCAGCAUGUGAAAACUCUGCUGCUUGAUGAAUUUCAGAAGCAGUUUAAUGGAUUAAGUGUUCCUGUUCUUCAGCAUCCUGACCUUCCAGAUGUCUUACUUAUUCCUGUGAUUGGACCUAGAGGUGUAGGUGUAAGAAUGACAGAACCUGUGUAUCUGAGCCCCUCGUUUGACAAUGUCCUGCCCAGUUACUUAUUUUUACAGAAUUUACCAUCUGCUGUAGUAACUCAUGUUCUGAAUCCUCAACCUGGAGAGAAGAUUCUAGAUUUGUGUGCAGCACCUGGAGGUAAAACAACACAUAUUGCAGCACUAAUGCAUGAUCAGGGAGAAGUAAUAGCAUUGGAUAAAAUAGCCAACAAAGUAGAAAAAAUAAAGCAGAAUGCUUUAUUAUUAGGAUUGAAUUCCAUCAAAGCGUUUUGUUUUGAUGGAACAAAAGCACUUAAACUUGAUAUGACUGAGGACACAGAAGGGGCACCUCCAUUCACACCAGAAUCUUUUGACCGAGUUCUCCUUGAUGCACCUUGCAGUGGAAUGGGACAGAGACCAAAUAUGGCUUGUACUUGGACUUUGAAGGAAGUGACAUCAUAUCAACCGCUGCAGCGAAAACUCCUUUCCGUGGCAGUCCAGCUGCUCAAGCCGGGAGGCAUGCUGGUUUAUAGCACGUGUACUAUAACCCUGGCAGAAAACGAAGAGCAGGUUGCCUGGGCCCUCAGCACAUUUCCUUGCCUUCAGCUGCAGCCCCAGGAGCCACAGAUUGGAGGAGAAGGUAUGAUGGGAGCUGGCUUAUCGCUUGAGCAGUUGAGACAGCUGCAGCGGUUCGAUCCAUCUACUGCGCCUUUACAGGACACUGACCUUGACUCGCUCAGAGAAGCCAAAGUGGAAGACAUGAUCCAGCUGGCAAAUAAGGACUGUAUAGGGUUUUUUAUUGCAAAAUUUCUAAAAUGGAAAAGCACACCAGAGAAAGAGCCUCAGAAAUGAAAAUUCUACAGCUUUGCUCUCUGGUCUGUUCCUCCCUGCCCCUUAAACCAAACUGUUGUCAGGCCAACUAGUGAUGCCAUCGUU
Messenger RNA from Octodon degus (degu), 1615 nucleotides. RefSeq names its product putative methyltransferase NSUN6. Lineage: Eukaryota; Metazoa; Chordata; Mammalia; Rodentia; Octodontidae. Bases 365 to 1531 code for a protein of 388 amino acids. The record is from RefSeq and is a predicted model, not a curated record. Gene Ontology annotation, biological process: RNA methylation. Gene Ontology annotation, molecular function: methyltransferase activity; RNA binding. The transcript has a single exon.